AUGACCGGUUCAUGAGACUGGACAGCCUUAGGCACAACAGAACUAUUUUCAAACAACAUCUGGGGAAGUUAAGGAAUAAAAUGGAACAUAUGGAGUCAGAAGCUGCUGGUACCUCCUCAGGAUCAUGUCGUCAUAUGUUCCGCCCCCUGCUGGAAAAUCAGGGUUGCAGCUCCUCAGACAAACAGGCUUCCUACAACCCAACCAUCAGCCGCUCAGCUUCCUGGAGCUCCUCUCUUGGUGAAGGUUCAGCUUCUGGAGACUCAGAGACAGAAACCGAACAACAGUCCAGCAUGCACACCAGCAUCAGCGAGAUCCUGAGGGAGAAGAGCCUGAAGCCGUCUCGCCGCAGCCUGCCCUGCCUGGCUCAGAGUCAGACACAUCCCAUCAACCUCAACCACUUCCUGUCUGUGCCUCUGAGCCCAGAUCCCAAACCAGAAGUGGACGACCUGAGUCAGAGCAUCAGCACGUCCUGCAGCCUUCUGCCGCCACAGUCAGCAGAGGAUGUCAAAGACGGCUACAUGGAGGAGACUGAAACGAGCGCAGAUGAACCCAAAGAAGAUCCAACAUUUCUUCUACAGAAGCCGGUCAGCCGGGCUAAAUUAGGGACGCGUGCAGAUUCUGUUCAGGGGAAAAAACAAUCAGAAUCUUCUGGACUGUUUUUCCGAGAUGGAAAAAAGAGAAUCGAUUACAUCUUGGUUUACAAGAAGUCCAGCCCACAGGUGGAGAAAAGGUGCACGUUUGAGAAGAAUUUACGAGCCGAGGGUCUCAUGUUGGAGAAGGAGCCCUCUUUGACGAACAACGACAUCAUGUUCGUGAAGGUCCAUGCUACCUGGGAUACGCUUUGCAAAUAUGCAGAGCAGAUGAACAUCCGCAUGCCUUUCAGAAAGAAAUGCUACUUCACUGACUGGAGGAGCAAAACCCUCGGCAGCAGGUUUCAUCUGAGGUGUCAGCAGAUGAAAAGCUGGCUUCCCAGAAAUCCCAUGAAGCUGGACAAAGAGGCCCUUCCCGACCUGGAGGAGACGGACUGCUACACGGCUCCUUUCAGCCGGGCACGGAUGCAUCAUUUCACCAUCAACAAUAGAGAGACGUUCUUCUCAAAUUCCACCAGAAGCAGAAUAGUUCAUCAUGUCCUGCAGCGCACCAAGUACGAAGACGGAAAAUCAAAGAUGGGCAUCAACCGCUUACUGGGCAACAACACAUACGAGGCGGCAUUUCCUCCACAUGAGGGCAGUUACAAGAGCAGACAUCCAAUUAAAACACACGGUGCCCAGAACCACAGGCAUCUGCUUUAUGAGCGCUGGGCGCGCUGGGGGAUGUGGUACAAAUACCAGCCUCUGGACCUCAUCAGACGCUACUUUGGAGAGAAAAUUGGCCUAUAUUUUGCGUGGCUGGGCUGGUACACUGGCAUGUUAAUCCCUGCAGCCCUCGUUGGUGUUUUUGUCUUCCUCUAUGGGUUCUUCACCAUGGAUUCAAGUCAAGUGAGUAAGGAGAUUUGUGAGGCCAACACAACCAUCAUGUGUCCCAUGUGUGAGGAAACCUGCAAGCCAUGGACGCUGAGUGACAGCUGCAUUUUUGCCAAGGUAACGCGUCUGUUUGACAACGGCGGCACUGUGUUCUUUGCUAUCUUCAUGGCUAUUUGGGCAACGGUGUUCCUGGAGUUUUGGAAAAGGAGGAGGGCAGAGUUGACGUAUGACUGGGAUCUUAUCGACUGGGAAGAGGAAGAGGAGGAACUGAGGCCUCAGUUUGAAGCCAAAUACUCCCGGGUGGAGAGAGUCAACCCCAUUUCUGGAAAACCCGAGCCCUUCCAGCCCUUCUCAGACAAACUCAGUCGUCUCAUGGUUUCUGUGUCUGGGAUAUUCUUUAUGAUUUCCCUGGUUCUGACGGCGGUUUUUGCCGUGGUGGUUUUCCGUCUCAUUGCGAUGGAGAAGUUCGCCUCCUUUAACUGGGACUUUGUCCAGAAGAACUGGCAGUUUGCCACGUCUGGCACUGGCGUCUGCAUCAACUUUAUGAUUAUCAUGUCUCUCAAUGUGGUUUAUGAAAAGGUGGCCUACCUGUUAACCAACCUAGAGCACCCACGCACGGAGUCUGAGUGGGAGAACAGCUUUGCUCUGAAGAUGUUUCUCUUCCAGUUUGUGAAUUUGAACAGCUCCACGUUUUACAUCGCUUUCUUUCUUGGAAGGUUUGCCGGCAGGCCUGGAAAGUACAACAAACUCUUCAAUCGAUGGAGGCUGGAGGAGUGUCACCCCAGCGGCUGUUUGAUUGAUCUGUGCCUGCAAAUGGGAGUCAUCAUGUUCUUCAAACAGAUCUGGAACAACUUCAUGGAGCUUGGAUAUCCGUAUGUAAAACAUCAUUACAACUGCACACUUUGUAUCUGGCAUGGGAUUCUAGAAGGCAUCGGCGUCCUGGCAGUCAUCACCAAUGCCUUCGUCAUCGCUAUAACCUCGGACUACAUCCCCCGCUUUGUUUACGCCUUCAAAUACGGCCCCUGUGUGGACAAAGGGCCCCACCAUGCAGAUGAGUGCCUGCAAGGCUACAUGAACAGCAGCCUGUCUGUGUUUGACAUGUGGGAGCUGAAAAACAACAGCCAGGUCAGAUACUGCAGGUACAGAGACUACAGAGCGCUGCCCUGGAGCUUGGUGCCCUACGAGUUCACCCUGCAGUUCUGGCAUGUGUUGGCUGCCAGGCUGGCAUUCAUCAUCGUCUUUGAGCACCUGGUGUUUGGCAUCAAGUCCUUCAUAGCGUACCUCAUUCCGGACAUGCCGAAGGACCUAUGUGAUUGCAUGAGGAGGGAGAAGUACCUGAUGCAGGAGAUGAUGUACGAAGCCGAACUAGAGCAUCUCCAGAAAGAGCGAAAGAAAAACGGGAGACGUUAUCACCAUGAGUGGCCUUAGCCUGAGCUCCCUCCGAUGUGUCCACAGCUCAUCACUCAGCUCACAGGCACAACCUGCCCCCCCACACACACACUGCUUAUUUACAUAUUUCAGCUUCGAGGGUCUAGCUUUGCACUGCUGAUAGAUUCUCUACACCAAAGACAUCCAGUUGAGAUCCUCUUCCCUUGUUGUUUUCUCCUCUCCUCUCUAUAAUCCGUCACCCAGCUCAAUCCAGCCGGUUGCCCUUGGAUCUGUGCCCUGUCAUGGCUUCUCUGGGGAAAACCUUUGCAAUUGUAAUGUUUACUAUGCAGAUCAGGGGCUGCAGAUCACCCUUGCUCACUCUCAGCCCCAAGCCCUGCAGCCUCUCUCUCUGUGUGGCAGCUAGCACUUUGCUUUGACUCUGCAUGGCAGCGUGUUUCCUUCUCUCUAUCGUCGCCUUCAGCAGAGAUCCAUAUGUGUGGCACUUGACGUUUACCUGUUGCCGAGUGAUUCUGGUGAUGUGGCUACCAAAAAAAACAACAAAAAAACUGACACUGCUCUUAUAAAAUAACUGUAUAUCACUGUUAAAGCAUGUUCCCUGACAUUCAGAGGCACUUCAUGGACUGUAAGGAAAAGAACUUGAUUCAGAUCACUUGUGAAGGGUGUUUACAUCCAUUCUGUGACUUUGAUGAACAAAUGUAUAAAGUGCAUGGUGACACCGUUUUCUACCUUUUUGAUAGACGAACUCCUUGUGCUGCUGCCUGGUUUAUGUGAGCGAGUCGUGUGUUUAUCUCUGUGCUUCUAGUUUGACCGUGUUGAGUUGAGAAAAUGCAAACUUAGCAAAGCUUGAUUGUGCCUACGGUGUAAAAACAUCAGCAUCAUUUGUGGCCACUCUCAUCCAUUUUGUACGUUUUUAAUUCUUCUUUUUAUUUAGGAAGUAUGCUGGUAAAGAUUCUCAGUCAUCCAGGUCAUAAUCAUUCCAAAAAAGUAAAAAAAAGAAAAGAAAAAAAACCCAUUGGACUUUGUUUCCAAGA
Cyprinodon variegatus (sheepshead minnow) is the source of this 3883-nucleotide messenger RNA. RefSeq names its product anoctamin-3-like (gene ano3). The record is from RefSeq and is a predicted model, not a curated record. Lineage: Eukaryota; Metazoa; Chordata; Actinopteri; Cyprinodontiformes; Cyprinodontidae. The transcript has 24 exons. Gene Ontology annotation, cellular component: plasma membrane. Bases 12 to 2891 code for a protein of 959 amino acids. Gene Ontology annotation, biological process: chloride transmembrane transport. Gene Ontology annotation, molecular function: chloride channel activity; protein dimerization activity.